Messenger RNA from Triticum turgidum subsp. durum (durum wheat), 1581 nucleotides. NCBI's taxonomy places the organism in Eukaryota, Viridiplantae, Streptophyta, Magnoliopsida, Poales, Poaceae. The record is from the annotation of a GenBank genome assembly.
AUGGCGUCCUCCGGGCUCCUCCUUCUCCUCGGCUGCCUCGCGUCCGCCCUGCUCGCCGGCGCCACCAAAGUGCACCACCACGAGUUCAUCGUCCAGGAGACGCCGGUGAAGAGGCUGUGCGAGGAGCACAACAUCAUCACGGUGAACGGGCAGUUCCCGGGGCCGACGCUGGAGGUCCGGGAGGGGGACACGCUGGUGGUCAACGUCGUGAACCAGGCGCAGUACAACGUCACCAUCCACUGGCACGGCAUCCGGCAGUUCAGGACGGGGUGGGCGGACGGGCCCGAGUUCGUGACGCAGUGCCCCAUCAAGCCCGGCGGCAGCUACAAGUACCGCUUCACCAUCGAGGGCCAGGAGGGCACCCUGUGGUGGCACGCCCACAGCUCCUGGCUCCGGGCCACCGUCUACGGCGCGCUCAUCAUCCGGCCCCGGGAGGACAAGCCCUACCCCUUCGACAAGCCAUCGCGGGAGGUGCCCAUCCUCCUCGGCGAGUGGUGGAACGCCAACCCCGUCGAGGUCAUCCGGGAGGCGCAGCGGACCGGCGGCGCGCCCAACGUCUCCGACGCCUUCACCGUCAACGGCCAGCCCGGCGACCUCUACAACUGCUCCCGCCAAGACACCACCGCGAUCUCGGUGAAGCCCGGCGAGACGGCGCUGCUGCGGUUCAUCAACUCUGCGCUCAACCACGAGCUCUUCGUCUCCAUCGCCAGCCACAAGAUGACGGUCGUCGGCGUCGACGCCUCCUACACCAAGCCGUUCGUCACCUCCGUGCUCAUGAUCGCGCCGGGCCAGACCACCGACGUGCUCGUCACCAUGGACCAGGCGCCCACGCGCUACUACAUCGCCGCGCGCGGCUACGUCACCACGCAGGGCGUGGCGUUCGACAACACUACCACCACCGCCGUACUCGAGUACGACUGCGGCUGCACCACCGACUUCGGCCCAUCGAUCCCGCCGGCGUUCCCGACCCUCCCGGCCUUCAACGACACCGGCGCCGCCACGGCCUUCGCCGCGGGCAUCAAGAGCCCGCGGAAGGUCGAGAUCCCAAGCCCCGUCGACGAGAACCUCUUCUUCACCGUCGGCCUCGGGCUGUUCAACUGCGCGCCGGGGCAGCUGUGCGCCGGGCCGAACAACAACACCCGCUUCACGGCCAGCAUGAACAACAACGUCAGCCAGAGCCUGUGGCAGCCGAUCCCGGCGACCAAGCUGUACAAGCUCAGGUUCGGCUCCGUGGUGCAGGUCGUCCUGCAGGACACCAGCAUCGUCACGCCGGAGAACCACCCCAUCCACCUCCACGGCUACGACUUCUACAUCCUCGCCGAGGGCUUCGGCAACUACGACGCCGAGAAGGACGCCGCGAAGUUCAACCUCGAGAACCCACCGCAGCGGAACACCGUGGCGGUGCCCGUGAACGGCUGGGCGGUCAUCCGGUUCCGCGCCGACAACCCGGGGGUGUGGCUCAUGCAUUGCCAUCUCGACGUGCACAUCACCUGGGGCCUGGCAAUGGCGUUUCUGGUCGAGGACGGGUAUGGCGAGUUACAGUCACUGGAGGCGCCUCCAGUUGAUCUUCCAAUGUGCUAA